AUGAUUAAUAAUACACAAUCUGAGGACAAAGAAAUAUUCAAAAUUCACAAAUGGUCAGCAGUAGCGGCAUGGUCUUGGGAUAUUAGUGUGGACAAUUGCGCUAUAUGUAGAAACCAUAUAAUGGAUUUAUGCAUAGAAUGCCAAGCUAAAUUAAAUGAGCAUAUAAAUGAUAAGGAUAAAAAAAUUGACAAAGAAAACUGUACCGUUGCUUGGGGUGUGUGUAAUCAUGCUUUUCAUUUACAUUGCAUAUCACGAUGGAUUAAAGCAAGACAAGUUUGCCCUUUAGAUAACACUACUUGGGAAUUCCAAAAGGCAACAACUUAA
Plasmodium vinckei vinckei is the source of this 324-nucleotide messenger RNA. Its product is annotated as E3 ubiquitin-protein ligase RBX1, putative. The record is from RefSeq and is a predicted model, not a curated record. Bases 1 to 324 code for a protein of 107 amino acids. NCBI's taxonomy places the organism in Eukaryota, Apicomplexa, Aconoidasida, Haemosporida, Plasmodiidae. Gene Ontology annotation, biological process: protein ubiquitination; ubiquitin-dependent protein catabolic process. The transcript has a single exon. Gene Ontology annotation, cellular component: cullin-RING ubiquitin ligase complex; nucleus. Gene Ontology annotation, molecular function: zinc ion binding; ubiquitin protein ligase activity; cullin family protein binding.